Molecule: messenger RNA, 1727 nt
Organism: Monomorium pharaonis (pharaoh ant)
Lineage: Eukaryota; Metazoa; Arthropoda; Insecta; Hymenoptera; Formicidae
Exons: 6
Coding region: 685-1371 (228 amino acids)
Biological process (GO): phospholipid metabolic process; lipid catabolic process; arachidonate secretion
Molecular function (GO): calcium ion binding; A2-type glycerophospholipase activity
Source: RefSeq, a predicted model, not a curated record
UUUCGAUGUUUUUUUCCCAUAACUCCCAUAAAAAUUAUUUUUCAGAUAUAAUACUUGAGGCAAUGCCAACUUUUUGUAAAAAUCUCAAUCAAAACCAUGCGGGGGCAGCACACACAUACUUAUCCUAGUGAUCCUCAAGGGAGUGAUCGGACAACGGGUAUCAUUUUCUAUUGGUUGGCAGUCAUUUUGAUCAAAACUGGAAACACACAGACAAAGAGCAAACGAGUAAGAGAGAUAGAGAGAGUGCCAGAAAAGAGUUUGGUUUGGUUGGUUAACAGGUUAGAGUGGUUAAACUCAGUUGAGUGCGGACCGGUAUGGACAUCGGGACGUGUUUGCCGUACAGAAAAGGAAAUAUGUUAAACAUUUCCCGGCUGAAACGAAAAGUUCAGUUUGGAUCAUCGAUAAGUGACCCAUGCAGCAAAGAACGUGUUAAUUGAUCGGUGAUGAAGACUGAUGGGACGUUUAUAAUAGUAACGGCGGGAAUUUGUGGUCUCUCGUAUUACAUCAUAAGGUGCGCGCGAGUCCGGUGUUAAUCAACUGCCGCAGUGCUGGGGAAAACCGAAGAAGCCGUGUGUAAUUGGAUACAUGCUGUUGUUGCUGUUACUCUUGUUGCCUCAGAUGUACCGAACGAGAUUUGUAGAUGACACAAAGGAUCGAUUAUCUGCUCGGUGAAAACGUGUCUCAAUGUGCCGUGAAAGGUUUAAUGUCGCACGUGGCCUCGAUCUGCCGCCGCGGGUGAAUCAAUUGUCUUGUCGGCGUAGAAGAAUCCUGUGCAUUCUUUUGAUGUUCGAGACGCUACUCAGCUGUGACGCUCAAGGUAACGGUACGCCAGAUGUUUAUAAAAUACUCGGAGAUACCAGAACAGGCCAGGCAAAUUACGAUUCUUCGUAUAUGAAUAAUAAUAUGUAUGAAAAUCAAGAAGAGCUGUACAUCGGUCGCAGUGGUGAUCCGUGGAGCACUUCUUCAGUGCGUUUUUACAAUAAAAAUAUCUACACGCGAAUAUCAUUGAACAUGACGACAAACAACACGAAGACACAAUCUGCAAUUGAUUUAAAGAAGAGCACAGAGCAUGCGAGAUUCAAAAGGGGAGUAAUACAUCUUUAUAACAUGGUAGUGUGCGCUACAGGAUGUAAUCCUUUAGCUUACAAAGGAUAUGGUUGUUACUGUGGAUUCUUAGGAUCCGGAUAUGUCAUCGAUGGUAUCGAUCAGUGCUGCAAGAUGCAUGACUGGUGUUAUGACGCUACAGAAUGCCUUAUGUUCUCAGAAUAUUUUGUACCAUAUUAUUGGAGAUGUUACCACGGUUCCAAACCUAUAUGCGGUUCGUUCAUUGAUCGGUUAUCUGUUUGUAAUUUUUCUUUUGAACCAACGUAAUUUUUUUCUAAAGAAUUGAAGUAAUCUCAAUAUAAUACCUUUUAUGUAAAUUAAGAUUAACUUAUUUAUUUAUGUACAGCAAAGUUUUUCUUAAAAGUCUUUAUAUUUUUUAAUAAUUGUUAUAUAAACAACAACAAAAUAUUGGGAAACGGUGAUACAAGUUAGGUGUAGUAAUUAUCAAGCGCAGUAUAAUUUAUAAAAAACUUUUAAAAAUAUGCAGUAAAAAUACAGAAGUUUCGACAUUUUCUAUGAACUCAUUUUCAAGUGUACAUAUGGAUGAAUCAUAUGUUACAUGUAUAAGUUUCAAUUUCAGAAUUUUUAUAUUAUUUUAUACUCUUUUAGAAAAUUUCUGAAAU